AUGUCCGAGAACUCCCAGACAUUGUUACGCCACAUUCUCGAAGCUCCAUAUCCUGGUGACUCUGCACAUUCCUACUUCUCGCCUCGGAGCCUGGAUCGUGCCAGCAGCUCUGCUGACAAGGACAACUUCAAUAAACUCAAAGCAGCUUAUGAUGCUUGUUUGAACGAGGAGACCAUCAAAAAGCUCGGUAUUGCUCCCCUGCUCGACAUUCUCAACGAGACGUCGAAGCAUUUCUCCUCUGGCGACCUCUCAUCCACAGUGUUAUACGCACUUAAGACUGGGCAAUCCACCUUGAUCUCUGCCGGAACUGGUGCAGACGACAAGGAUCCAGACACCGUAGUUGUGUCUGUCUCGGCUCCAUGGAGUGUCGGCUUGCCUGCGAAAGAGCUGUAUGAGGACGAAAAGAUCCUGAAGAAGUACGAAGCCACCGCAUCUGAGGUCUUCUCUUCCCUGCAGUCAUACGGAGCUCUGCGACAUGUCGAUACUCAUGCUCUGGUUGAGUUCGAGAAGAACAUCGCGGCUGCCACUCCAGAUGCAGAGGAUCGCAACGACGUGACUAAAUACUACAACCCCAUGUCAUUGAAGGAUGCGGAGGCUCUUGCGCCAGAGCUGAAGCUCUCGAAAGUUCUUCACGAGCUUGUGCCGUCGGAUUACAAGCCAAACCGUAUCAUUGUCAUGGCGCCACAAUACAUGAAAGACCUCAGCAGGCUGGUGUCUGACACUCCGGAAGAGACGCUCCACACAUAUUUCCUAUGGAAGACCAUCCAGUCAUACUACAGUUUCAUAGAGGCAGAUGCGGUCGUGCCCAUCGAGAGAUUUCAAAACGAGCUGUCAGGACAGGACCCAGACACGAAGCCAGAACGGUGGAGGAAGUGUGUUCGUCACGUUGACUCUGGGCUGGGCUGGAUUCUGAGCCGCUUCUUCGUGGAAAAGGCCUUCUCGGCCGAAGCCAAGGCAUUCGGUGACCAGAUCGUUACCGAUAUUAAGGAUCAGUUCAUCGAAAAGCUCAAGGUCACUGAGUGGAUGGAGAAAGAGGUUAUCGACCUAGCAAUCUCGAAGGUCCAUAAUAUUGUCCAGAAGAUUGGAUAUCCUGACAAGAGCCCUAACAUCCUCGACCCUGAGAAGUUGAAGAAUUAUUACUCCUCUGUCGAGAUCAACUCAACCACGUAUUUCGAAAAUGCUGUGUCUCUCGUUCGAAACGAAGUCAAGGAGGAAUGGGCUGCUCUCGGAAAGCCUGUUGACCGAGAGCAAUGGGACAUGACUGUGCCCACAGUCAAUGCGUACUACAAUCCCCCUGGCAAUGAAAUUGUCUUUCCAGCAGGAAUAAUGCAGUUUCCCGUCUUCGACGUGAAUGUGCCUCAAUACCUAUCCUACGGUGCUUUCGGCUCGGUCUCUGGGCACGAACUCUCCCACGCAUUCGACUCCACGGGCCGCCACUACGAUCAGAAUGGCAACUUCACGGACUGGUGGACGGAAAAGACGGUUGAGAACUUCAAAAAACGAGCCGAGUGCUUCGUCGAGCAGUACGCCAAUUUUACAGUCGAGGGCCCGGAUGGCAAGCCUCUACAUGUCAAUGGUCGAUUGACCCUGGGCGAGAACAUCGCCGAUGCUGGUGGACUCGCAGCCGCGUUCAAAGCGUGGCAAAAACGUGCGGCGGAGAACCCCAACCAAGAUCUCCCCGGGCUUGAUUUCUUCACGCAGGAGCAGCUCUUCUUUGUCAACUAUGCCAAUUGGUGGUGUGGGAAGACCAGGAAGGAAACGGCCAUCCAGAGGAUCUAUCUGGAUCCACACGCGCCGAAGUUUGCGAGGAUACUGGGCACCAUGGCCAAUUCGAAGGAUUUUAUAGAGAGUUUCCAGUGUAAGGAGAAGGAGCCGGUCUGUGAACUGUGGUGA
Messenger RNA from Cladophialophora carrionii CBS 160.54, 1893 nucleotides. RefSeq lists its product as uncharacterized. Gene Ontology annotation, biological process: protein processing. The transcript is spliced from 5 exons. The coding region runs from base 1 to 1893 and encodes 630 amino acids. Gene Ontology annotation, cellular component: plasma membrane. Gene Ontology annotation, molecular function: metalloendopeptidase activity. NCBI's taxonomy places the organism in Eukaryota, Fungi, Ascomycota, Eurotiomycetes, Chaetothyriales, Herpotrichiellaceae. The record is from RefSeq and is a predicted model, not a curated record.